ACCUCAGCGAACAGCCACGAUUCAAUACGAACAAAACACUGGCUUUGUGGAGCAUACGCUCGUUAGUUUGCACAGAUGAACAGAAGUUUGAUCUAGAAGAGAUCUUCUUCUUCGGAUCUUCUGCUUCAGUGUGUGUAUUAGUGUGCUGCAGGUGAUGGACUCCUCAGGUGUUUCUCCUGGGCUUCUUCACAUCAAGCUCCUCACACUGGUGCUGAUGCUGGGCUUCAGUCUGCUGUGUGGAUUCAGUCCUGUGUGUGUCACGAGACGAGCCACACGCUUCAGCUCAGAUCCAGGCUCUCGGCAGAGGGUUUUGAGUCUGGCGUCGUGUCUGGCCUGCGGGGUUUUUCUGGCCUCCUGUCUUCUAGAGCUUCUGCCGGACUUUCUGAACCACAUGAGAGACACCUUCAGCCGUCUGCACAUCACCCUCCGCUUCCCACUGUCAGAGUUCCUCCUGGCCAUGGGGUUUCUGCUGGUGUUUGUGCUGGAGCAGAUGCUGCUGGCGUUCAGAGAGCAGACGUGCGAGGCGUCUCUGGAGAAGCAGGCGCUGAUGGACUGUGAGGACCGAGACGCUGUCCACCGCAGCAGGACCGUGGAAGAUGGCCGGAGUCACCUGGGUCUGCGUGUGUUCCUGCUGCUCUUCUGCGUGUGUGUGCGUGCGUUCCUGGAGGGGUUGAGCCUGGGCUCUCGGCGCGAGCGUCUGCUGGAGGAGUGUGUGACGCUGCUGCUCUAUAAGGGCCUGCUGGCCUUCAGUCUGGCUGUGCGUCUGAGCCAUCUCGCUCUGCGCCGGACGCUGCUGUCCGGAGCGCUGCUGCUGUUCUCUGUGGCCUGUCCAGGUGGGAUCGGGAUGGGGAUGGGGAUGGGUCUGGAUGGGACAGAGACCGGGGCUCAGCUGCUGCGCUGCGCCGUCGAGGGUCUGACCGCCGGGAUCUUCCUCAACGUGAGCCUGCUGGGAUCCCUGCGGCAGGAGUCCGGCUCUCCAGGGCAUCGCAUCCAUAAAGUGGCUUUCCUGCUCACCGGCUUCGCUCUGGUCACCGCCGUCCUGUUCUGCAAAGUCUGAAGCAGAAGAAAUGGGGUUUGUAUUUGGAGCUGGCCUCGGUGAUCUGAGACAAAAUAAAGCAAUAAGCUUUAAGAAGCUUCGCGACGUGCCUAACAA
Molecule: messenger RNA, 1153 nt
Organism: Sinocyclocheilus grahami
Lineage: Eukaryota; Metazoa; Chordata; Actinopteri; Cypriniformes; Cyprinidae
Product: zinc transporter ZIP1-like
Exons: 4
Coding region: 155-1057 (300 amino acids)
Biological process (GO): zinc ion transmembrane transport
Cellular component (GO): plasma membrane
Molecular function (GO): zinc ion transmembrane transporter activity
Source: RefSeq, a predicted model, not a curated record